AGAGAUCGCCCGGCGUGCGCCUGAGAGAGAUGUGAUCGAAUCUGCUUUGGGGAGUGGCGCGUGCUUCUCGUGAAACGAAGAGCUCCUUUCUUCUCAGCCGCGUUGCUGUUGUGUCAGAGAUAAUCCCCGCAGUAUGUGACGAAAAUCGGAGCGAAUGGGUGAGGGAGAAUAAUUGCACGGGGAAGACGUGAGGAGAAAAAUCGCAGGAAAACGCGCGAACCGCCGAAGCGAGAAGAUCGAAGACGGUGGUUUCUCACGUGUAUAUAUAUAUAUAUGUCGCCCUUCUUUUGUCUCGCCGAUAGACGAGUCCCUAAAAAGGACGCCGCUUUUUGAUGCACACAUCAAAUACCGAUCGUGUAUAUCAGGAUUCUUUUAUCGGUAUGAGUAUACUCUGCUAAUAGAAUCGGUAGCAGGAAGAUCACGAGCUCCUAAUGCUUCGUGGUGCAAUCUAAUGGAAGAAUUUGUUUGCUUUACUUCGUCACUUUCUCGGAAUGUCAUCCUUAUCAAGUAAUAUUCAUUCCGAAUCUCCUCAAGAUAUGGGUGUUGCGAUUUUUUUUUCGCCAUCGACUAGAUAUCUCUCGCGCAGUUCAAAGGACACCGAGAGCGAUCGCGAAGUCAGGUCUCUUGGGACGAAAGAUGGAGACUCAGACAUUUUUCGUGCCGAACGAUACGACGUUUUUAAACUCAGAUACGCGCACAAGUGGUGUUUUGUGAAACGGUGAGUCAAUGUCCCAAGACGGGUAUGCAUUGUGCGAACGAACAACAAACGAUAGCGAAUGUAUAGUGUGAAUGUGUACGUAUCGCGUUUGGAAUGCGAACUUGACUGACGAAUCGCCUUAAGGUGGGUAUACACUGAGCGAGCGAACAGCGAAUGUGUAUAUUACUGAAUUUCUUUGGUAAACCACCUUAUGAAAAAAGCGGCCCGAAACGCUGCGUUCGUAUGCAUCGUCCGAAUAAUGAAAUCUUGCAUUUGAUCGCACUUCGUUCGCUCAGUGUACAGUCGUGGACUGUAAAGUUAUACUAUUUUUUUCUUUUUUCUUUAUGAGUUUCACAACGCAUCUCGAGUACAAUAGGAAAAUGCAUCUCCUGAGAAUAACCAAAAAACGGACUCUCUUAUUGGACACAAGAUGUGUUCCGAAACUUGUUAAAAAUAGCGUCGCAACUUUUCUGUCCGCAACUGCACACCCGGCUUUUUGAGCAAAUCGGCCCGAAUCCUGUUCGGAUUCGAUGAGUAAGAAAUUAUCGCGGUGAAAAAUUAAAUUAACAUUACAUUCACCUAUUCACAUUCAUCUUGUUGGCAUAUGCACCCUGAAGUAACACGAAAUUUCAAUGAAUUGUUUUUCACGCGACAUUUGUUACUGUAUAUAUUACACAUUGCCCAAAUUGUAACAACGAAAGCCUGCUAUUCGUUCGCUCAGUGUACACAGUGAGAAAAUCUUGUUGAAUUUAACACAUUGUCCUAAACGAGAUAUUUUAACACUUUCACAUGUCGAAUAUCGACUCAGUACAAAGAAUAUUGAGAUAACACAAGCAUGAUAUAUGUUGGAACAACACAAACGGGUACAUUGAAAAUUGUAACAAGAGCCAACUUUACAUGAGGAUCAACAUAACUUACAUAAAUUAACAAAAAUCAACAUAACUAGAAAAUCGUUUCCCAUUUAUGUGUGCACCCUUUCGGCUUUCGAAAGUUACUCGGCGCGAUUCUCGAAGUUUCUCGAGUAACUGGGGAAUAUGUGAAUUAACAAUAAAUCUACUGUCGCUCGUUUGUUCGCUCGACUCUGUCUAAUCACGCCUGAUAAGAUAAACGAAAUUCACUGCGAGCGCUUCCUACGUGUGGGUAUCCAUUUCCAGUCCCUCCAGACGGGAUGCUUCCGAAGGCCGCGCAUUAUUGCCGACGAAACCUUCAAUCUGCGAUUCGAUCGCCGGUUGCCGAUCGCGGCGACUUACGCGGCCCGAUCUAAUGGCCUACAUGCAACACGUCACUUAACUCCUAUUAUUACAGUUCAAUCUAUUUUUUGCUCCUUUCCGAGCGAUGUCAGGGAGCCGCAUCAUAGAACGAGCCGGACAGUGCAUAGUUAAUUAGGAUCAGCGUUUGUGGCCGGCGUCGACGGAAUCGACCCUCCUAUUCCGCGCGUCUCUUCGAACGUUUAUCUCGCGUGAGAGAAACUCUUCGACUGCCUCGUCGGGGACGUCGGAUAGCGAGGAGAGAAAGAAAUCGACCGUCCGGGCGCUCGGAAAUAACUUCACGAACCAACGGCGAGUUCUCGCGACUCUCACGCUCUCGCCUUCAGAAACAAAGGAUGGAUUGUAACUUUGGAACGAGCAAGAAUUUCAUCGAGAAAACACUGAACUCGUGUCCGGGGUUCCUCGAUAAUCCCUCCAAGUCCUAUUGCUGCGUCGACAUAGCUAAUGAAAGAACCUAUUGUUGCACCGCCGAGGAGUUCGCACUGAAAACUGGACUCGGUAUCGUCGUGCCGGUGAUAAUCGUAGCGGCUAUAAUCAUCUCGCUCAUAGUGUGCUGUAUAUCCUGCCUCUGCUGCAGCUGCUGCCCAUGGUAUCGUCGGCGUCAUCGAGGCACUGUCUAUGGAAUAUUUGUUCCAGAAGUUCAGGCACCUAAUGUUGUGCAUGUAGUUCAGUCAACGCCGAACGUGCCACCGAGCUACGCCAGCCAAGAGAAUCAGAAUCACUACGUGCCAUAUCCGACGAACCCAGCAGGUUUUCCGCAACAUCCACCGCCGCAAUACACCAGCGAAGCGUACGCUAAACAGGCGCCUUACAAUCCCGCCUAUCCUCCACAGUGAUCUUCCUGAUUUCCUAGUUACGCAUCUCGUGGGAUAUUAUGGACGGCAGAUUCGCCAAGUUCCUUCCUCCGGUCGUCCAUACAAGAAUGUGAUCCUCGCCGUUAAGGCGAGCGCAUCCCAUCACGUCGAGAAGAAUACCUUACGUUCAUCCACCGGUUGUCAAAACGCAGCCAACGGGCUGCCCGUGCUUUUCUAAUCUUGAUCGCUGCCAUAAAAAUAUCCUCGCACAAAGUGCACAAAGGUUCAAACCCGCAUCGCUUAAAAGAAUACCCAGAAUCAUAAACUUGCUCGGCGACACAAUAUUCAUGACGAUACUUUUUUAUUGUAUUACACGCGUUUACAUGCAUUUGUUAAAUAUAUACUCUGCCAUUUCGAGGAAAUAUUUCGUGAGUUUUGCCAAACGGCGGAGCAAAAUUGAACGUGAACUUCGUCAUGAGGAGACUUUGAUAUAAUAUGAAGUUCGAAGGAGCGGAAGAAAGAGAGAGAAAGAGAGAGAAAGGAAGGAUAGGUAUGCUGAACCAUCGAACUUCUACAAUAUCAAAACAGGUGUGAUUGUUAAACGGCAACUGAUCAAAUUAACAAGCUAAAAUACUCUUGACAAGGAUCUAUUCACUAUUGUAAAUAAAAUAAAGUUAGUGUGCAAAUUACACAUUUUGGACCAAUA
Molecule: messenger RNA, 3465 nt
Organism: Dinoponera quadriceps
Lineage: Eukaryota; Metazoa; Arthropoda; Insecta; Hymenoptera; Formicidae
Product: protein shisa-5-like
Exons: 5
Coding region: 2301-2801 (166 amino acids)
Source: RefSeq, a predicted model, not a curated record